GCACAGCACACACAAUAUAACAACCUAACACAUACUUAUUCCAAACAUGCAUCUGUUUUUUCUUGUCAGUGGGAUUGCCCUAUUUCCACAAGCCUAUACCCUCACAUGUAACAAGUGUAGAACAGGUGGUGCCACAUGUGGAGGUUCUGAAGAGCAGUGUCCUGCUGAGUUCACUCGCUGUACAGCGAUGAGACUAUUUAUGUUCCAGGGAAAUAUAAAACGUUAUGAUGAGAUGUAUGGAUCUUGCGCCAAGCCGGAGCAUUGCACCGAUGCCUCUUUUAAUGGAGGGGUUUUGGAAAAUUUUAUUACAACCAAGUGCUGUGACUCCGACAAAUGCAACACUGAGAAGCCGCCCGAACCAAUUCGUAAAACCAACCCCAAUGGAUUAAAGUGUUACCGCUGUGAUGGAAAAUCAGACUGCACUGGGACACUGAACUGUGACGGAGACCAAAUCUACUGUGCCAGUGGUGAAGGUGAACACGGAAUUAUCAAAGGAUGUGCCACCAAGAGCAUGUGCGUCGACCCAUCUCCACUUAUAAAGACAGUGAGACCUCUUAAGUGCUGUGACAAAAACUACUGCAAUGGAGGCACAAGCACCAGUGCCAGUCUGCUGCUGUUGACCACCACGCUACUCUCACUCUUCUUUUUCUCAAACUAAAAACAAUAUUUAAAGGUGCACUAUGUAACUUUUCUGGUGGGGAGUUUGCCACUUGCUAUUCUAACUUAUCUUAACUUAUCUAUCAUGCAUUUAUUCUUGUGCAGGUGUUUCUAUUGCUAAAAACAAUCUUUCAUUUCGUCAGUUUUGGGUGUUUUUAUGGUUUAAAAAACACUUGAAAAACAUGCAUUCUUACAAUCUCCAUAUAUUUGACCAGUAACUCGUUGUGGUGUCACUUGAUUGUCCCCAUGGAGAUUGAUACGCUUAAAGCUAUACUAUGAAACAUUCUAGGUAAAGAUGCAAAUCACCUGUAGCGUUUUUUUGUUGCUUUUUUUGUUUUUUUUUGUUUUGUUUUUUGUUAACAAUUUUAAUCUGAUCCGACCACAUGCAAAAUAAAAUGUACUUCCCAAAUGUAGAAUG
Periophthalmus magnuspinnatus is the source of this 1075-nucleotide messenger RNA. RefSeq names its product phospholipase A2 inhibitor and Ly6/PLAUR domain-containing protein-like. The transcript is spliced from 5 exons. The coding region runs from base 47 to 658 and encodes 203 amino acids. Lineage: Eukaryota; Metazoa; Chordata; Actinopteri; Gobiiformes; Gobiidae. The record is from RefSeq and is a predicted model, not a curated record.